AUGACUCUGAUUGAUUUGGAUGGUGAUUCCAAUUAUCUGAAAACAGCUAUACAUGCCGAAACGGGAUCCACUGCGCCGACGAAAGAGCAUUUGGGAUUGGCUGCUACACUAAAUAUACCCGUUUUUGUCAUUAUCACAAAGUGGGAUCUCGUUGAAAAGGAGCGGUUGGAGAGGGUCAUCGCCUCUACAUCGACACUACUUUCACGUGCUGGAAUGAGUGCUGGUAGCAAGCGACUGAAGUGGGAAAGAGACGCAGUAAAGGCUGCUGGCGGCGAUCGUUUUACGAUUGGUACAGUCAAUCAUGUGUGUAUCCUCCGUCACUAG
Messenger RNA from Cylicocyclus nassatus, 324 nucleotides. NCBI's taxonomy places the organism in Eukaryota, Metazoa, Nematoda, Chromadorea, Rhabditida, Strongylidae. The record is from the annotation of a GenBank genome assembly.